This is a messenger RNA of Didymodactylos carnosus, 4074 nucleotides long. The record is from the annotation of a GenBank genome assembly. NCBI's taxonomy places the organism in Eukaryota, Metazoa, Rotifera, Eurotatoria, Philodinida, Philodinidae.
AUGAUUAGUCAUGCGUUGGAUUGGCAAGAAGAUCCAAAAAACAAUAAUGAAAUUCCAAGUGGAGCAAUUAUUAAAGGACCCACAAUGCCACCAGCAGAUUAUAUAUUUAAUAAUAAUGCUACCAUAGCCGAAAAUGACAAGCAAGAUACAGGAAAUUCAACAUCAGAAACUUCUGUUACAUUUGCUUUAGAACCAAUUAAUUAUGAAUCAUUUACAUUUAAUCGUAAAGAUAAAAAUGAGAAGAAAAAAUCAACAGAAGCUGAAUUAAUGGCAAUAUUAAAUGAACGAGAAUUAAAUCCAACAAUGAAACGAUGUGCAGCUAGUGACAUAUCUCUAUCAACAAUAAAAACAGUUUCUCGUUCAAAAGUUGGUGAUAGUGGUCUUCAAUGGCAUCAUCGAGCAUAUGAACGAUGUAAACAACAAGCAAAAGAUGAACAACGACCAUUAGAUGAAAUUGUUUCAGAAAGAUAUGGUUCGAUGGAUAAAUUGUUAUCGUUAAUUAAUGAGGCUGAAGAUUUAUCGGAUGAUCGCCAUCAUUCUCGACAUAGAUCUUCAAGGCAACAUGAUCAUCGCUCAUCGACAUUUUUACGUCCAAAACAGCAUGAUGAUUAUCGAACAUCAUCAUCAUCAUUGGCCGCAUUAUCAACAGGUGAAGAUAAACAAGGUUCAUGGAGAAAACGAAAAGCUGAAGAAGAGAUUGAUGAUAGAAGUCAAAAACAUGUUCAUCACGAAAAAGAACCGGAUAUAAACCAAAAACAACAACCAAAAGUUGAAGAUGAAUUAAUAUCUGAAGAAAAUUUAAUUGAAUUAAGAAAACAAUUGAUUAGAGCAGAAUUAAGAGAUGAUGAGGAAAUGUCGGAACAACUUCGUAUUGAAAUUAAACGUAUCGAUGAUUUACGAUCUCAUCCUCAAGCAUCUGAACAUAAUCCUCUUGAACCACCUGAAACUCAAGGAAAAAAAGUUCUUGUAUUGACCACAAUCGAUCGUUAUGGUGUUGAAAAACCCGUGCACGAUAGUCACACUACACAUCGUCAACAAUCGACGAAACACGAUCGUCGUCGAAUGAAAAAAGAAGUGAAAAAAUUGCGAGAACAAGAUAAAGAUCCUGAGAGAGAGGGAUUAACAUUAACAGAUCUUGUUGAACAAGAACGUUUUUCCACUAAUAAUUAUUCACCAGUAAUGCCUAGCAGUCGUACAACAUCUCAUCAAUCACUGUCAAGUGAUCGACAUUUAUUAAAUAGUACAAGACAUUUACAAGGUUGGGCACGUAUACACGCAUUAGCUGAUCAGCGAAAACGUCAACAAACAUUUGAACAAUGUUGGUUGUGUAUUGAAAAUUUAUCUAAAGAAUAUAUAUUUGGUUUACGAGAACAUUGGUAUCUAUGUGCACCACCACAUCAAUCACUUAUAGAUGGUCACUGUUUUAUAGCACCCAUACAACAUACAUCAAGUCGAUUUCAUUUAGAUGAAGAUGUUUUAACUGAAUUAGAUGAAUUAAAGUCAAUGUUAACUGGUAUUUUUCGUGACGUCUAUUCUCAAGUACCUAUAUUUAUUGAAACCUUCAAAAAUCCUCGAUUAUUACCUCAUAUGUAUAUUGAGUGUAUUCCGAUACCUUAUGAUCAAGCAAAUUUAGUUCCCAUGUAUUUUCGUAAAGCUUUGCUUGAAUGUGAAUCAAUGUGGGCACAAAAUAAAAAAUUAAUCGAAAUUCAAGAGAAAUCUUCACGAGCACUAAAACAAGUAGUACCUAAAGGAUUACCAUAUUUUUGUGUUGAAUUUCCACGUGAUAAACAUAUUUAUGGUUUUGCACAUGUAAUUGAAGAUCGUGGACAAUUUUCGUUAUAUUUUGGACGAGAAAUCCUCGGUGGUUUGCUACAUGUAGAUAAUCCACAAUUAUGGCGAAAACCAGGAAAAGAAUCAGAAGAGAACAUUAAGCUAAAAUAUUACAUUUAUAAUGAUCAAAAUGAUGACGGUGAAUUGAUCGAUAUUGGCAUACGAUUAAAGGGGAAUAAUCAAGAUUUUCUUGUUGCUGAUUUGAUUGCAGAGGAAAGGGAUAUGAUUAACACCGGUUCGAUUAAAGGUUUGGAUCUUUAUCAUUUUCAAAUUCAACGUAAACGUUCUUCACGUUCAAAACGUUCAAUUGAUGAUUUAGUCAAUGAAUUGAUGACAGAUGAUCGUGUUGAACAUGUUUAUCUUGGUAAAACACUUGAACGUCAAAAACGUGAAUUUAUUGAUGAAGAUGAAUUAGAAGAAGAAUAUCGUCGACGAAACUAUCGUAAAUGGAAUGAUAAUGAAUAUGUCAAACGUCUAGAAGAUGAAGAAGAGACGCAGAAAAAAAAUUUAUUUGAUUCAUUGUCAUUAGAUCAAUAUCAAUUUAAAAUGAAAUUUGAUGAUGAAUUUUAUCGAAAACAAUGGUAUUUGGAAAAUGAAGGACAAAUGGAUACUCCGGCUAACCAUGAUAUUAAUGUCAUACCAGCAUGGCUUGCUGGUUAUUCUGGUAAAAAUGUGACCAUUUGUAUCGUCGAUGAUGGUCUUGAUCAUUCACAUCCGGAAUUGAAAGAUCGAUAUUUAGCCCAUUUAAGUUAUGACUUGAACGAUCUAAAUGACUCUGAUCAUGAUCCUGCGCCUAGGACAAAUGAUUCUGCAAAUAAUCAUGGCACAAGAUGUGGUGGUGCAGCAGCUGGUGAAGCAAAUAACCAUUUGUGUGGAGUGGGAGUAGCGUACGGGUCAUACAUAUCCGCUAUUCGUUUAUUAGAUGGCCGUAUAACAACAUUGUUAGAAGCACGUUCAUUGACAUUCAAAGCUGUUGAAAUUUCAAUUAAAUCGGCGUCAUGGGGUCCAACAGAUGAUGGAACAAAAAUGGAAGCACCCGGAACAUUGGUUAAUGCUGCACUCGAUUAUGGAGUUCAACAUGGUCGAAAUGGGAAAGGUUUAUUAUUCGUAUGGGCUUCCGGUAAUGGCGGAGCAGCGGGAGAUGAUUGUUCAGCUGAUGGAUAUGUUUCUCAUCAAAAUGUCAUCUCAAUCGGUUCAAUUAAUCAUUUGGGUAAAACAACUUAUUUUGGAGAAUUUUGUCCAUCAACGAUGGCUGUUGCAUAUACUGGUGGUCGUCAUGCAAAAAGUGGUCAAGAAAAAUAUUUGCCAGUUGGAGUCGUUGCUGCUGAUGUUGGUGGUCAAUGUACAACAAAAUUUUUUGGUACAUCGGGCGCAGCUCCGGUAGCAGCAGGUGCAUUUGCCCUGGUAUUAGAAGCUAAUCCCGAUUUAACUUAUCGUGAUGUUAUGCAUAUCAUAGCUGAAACAGCUCGUAUCCCAAAUUUAAGUGAAACCGAUGACUGGUUUAUUAAUGGUGCUGGAUUUCAUAUUAGUGAUAAAUUUGGAUUUGGUGUAUUGGACGUAGGACAAAUGAUUGCUAAAGCACAAAAUUGGACAAAUGUACAACCGCGAUGCGAAUGUUAUCAUGAAUAUACAGAAUUGCCGAUUCGUCUUCCUCCAUCUGGUGUGAUUAAAAUUCAUUUGGAUGUUCUUGAAUGUAUUAAUGUGACAGUACUAGAACAUGUUGUGGCUAAUAUUUCAUUUACCUUUAAUCGUCGUGGAAAUGUCAAAAUAACUUUGAUCUCUCCGAGUCAAACACCAUCGGAAAUGUUAUCAUUUCGACCAAAUGAUGCAACUAACAAGGGUAUUAAUUAUUUUCCAUUUUUAACUGCUCACAAAUGGGGCGAAUCACCAAUAGGUCGUUGGGUAUUACUUAUUGAAACUCGUCGCUCGACUCAUUGGACCGAUGAUCAAGAUGUCGAUGGUGGUGCUCUAACAUAUUUCGGUUUGAAAAUGUAUGGAUCUACUACUCCAGAUUCUAAACUUGAUCGGUCCAAACGUAGCGGUACGGAUGGAUUUCGUCCAUCUGACACUGAGAUCGAAUGGAUUUAUAAACGUGAAUUAUCUAUUCGAGACAAACCAAAUGUUCUUCAAUCUCGACAAUAUCAACAAAUUCGUUCACAAAAUAAACGUACAGAUGAAAUCAAAAAAGAUGAACAAGAAGGUAGAUCAGUAUUCUCAUCAUUUCAACGGAUAUUUCAUUUUUAG